AGUUUGCAGUACAUCUGAGUUAACAAAGUGGUAUCAGAGCGGGUUGCAAGCUGUAACCAAGAGAGAUUUGUGUGAUUCGUGAGUAAGUAAAGAGUGAUUCUCUGGGUUGGGAAACACGAGUGAACAAGUGAGGCAAGAUAUUUCCUGGUGAGAGCUCAAAUAUGAGUGAAAGCAGCUUUGCUCAGGUCUGUAUACCCAAGUUUGAUGGGGAUUUCGACCACUGGAGCAUGCUGAUGGAGAACCUUCUGCGAUCUAAAGAAUACUGGGCAGUGGUUCAGGAUGGAAUAAGGGAGCCUGCACAAGGAGAGGAGCUGACUGAGGCUCAGCAAAGAGUCCUGGAGGAAAGGAGAUUGAGAGAUCUCAAGGCAAAGAAUUACUUAUUCAGCUCCAUUGACAAGAGCAUUUUGAAGACAAUUACUCAAAAGGCAACAGCCAAGGAGCUGUGGGAUUCAAUGAAAACAAGGUAUCAGGGCAGUGAAAGGGUGAAGAAGUCACAACUCCAGAGUCUCAGGAGAAGUUUUGAACUGCUGCAAAUGAAGGAGGGAGAGUCUGUUACAGACUAUUUUGGAAGAGUAAUGACUGUGGCCAACUCUAUGAGGAACUGUGGAGAGAUGAUGCCAGAUGUGAAGAUAGUGGAAAAGGUACUGAGAACACUGACUGCAAAAUUCAAUUUCAUAGUCUGUUCUAUAGAAGAGUCCAAGGACAUAGAAGAAUUGAGUGUUGAAGCUUUGCAAAGCUCAUUGCUUGUGCAUGAGCAAAAGUUUAUUAAGCAAUCUGAGGAAGAACAGGCUUUGAAGGUGACUUUUGAGUAUGGAGGAAGAGGUGGACGAGGUCCAGGGAGAGGCAUGUAUCAGGGUAGAGGAAGGGGAAGAGGAAGGGGAUUGAAUCGUGACUUGGUAGAAUGCUUUAAAUGUCACAAACUGGGACAUUUUAAGGCAGAAUGCCCUGAGUGGUAUGGCAAUCACCAAACACACUAUUCAAGUCACAGUUCCAAUCCUAAUCAGUCACAAUUCAACCACCCUGACAUGACUGAAGAUGUUCUACUCAUGGCUUUUGUCGAGAAGAAAGAAGAAGAAGCAGGAGUGGAUCUGCAGAAUUCAAUGGCCUUUCUGGACUCACAGCUUGAAGAGACAAGGGAUACCUGGUGGUUUCUUGAUUCUGGCUGCAGCAACCACAUGAGUGGAGAAAAGCAGUGGUUCACUACCAUGGAAGACAAUGAUGAUUGCAAUGUGAAGUUGGGCAAUGGAUCGAGGCUUACAGUUGCUGGCAAAGGCACAGUCAGGAUAGUGGUAGAUGGAGUUUCUCUGGCAAUCAGUGAUGUGUUCUAUGUUCCAGGGCUCACUACAAACCUGCUGAGCGUAGGACAAUUACAAGAGAAGCAGUUGAACUUUGUCUUCAAAGAAGGAACUUGCAAAAUCUAUCAUGAAGAGAAGGGAUUGUUGCUGCAAACAACAAUGAAGACCAACAGAAUGUUUGUUCUGCACUCUCAGAAGCAGACUAACAGUUCUAACAAUAAUCAUCACUGUUUGCACCAAACUGAAGCCAGUAACAAGCUAUUCAAUCUCUGGCAUAGGAGAUUUGGACAUCUAAACAGCAAAAGCCUACUGCAGAUGAAGAAAAAGGAGGUUGUGCAAGGAUUACCUCAGCUGCAAGGAGACCUGGGAGUCUGCUCCACCUGCCAGAUUGGAAAGCAACACAGAGCCAGCUUUCCUAAGCAAAGCACAUGGAGAGCAACCAAGAGACUCCAGCUGAUUCAUGCUGACCUAUGUGGACCAAUCACACCAGUGUCCAAUGGGGGAAAAAGAUACAUUCUCACUAUCACUGAUGACUUCAGCAGGAAGUUGUGGGUGUAUUUCUUGGAAACAAAAGCAGAAACUCUAAGUUGUUUCAAGAAAUACAAAGCUCAAGUAGAAAAAGAAGCUGGUGAACCUAUUGUGUGUCUCAGAACUGAUCGAGGAGGGGAAUUUCUUUUGAAUGAGUUCAAAGGAUUAUGUGAAGCUGAAGGCAUAAGGAGGCAACUGACUGCUGCAUUGACUCCCCAACAGAAUGGGGUUGCUGAGAGGAGGAACAGGACCAUAAUGAACAUGGUCAGGUGCUCCAUGGCUGAUACAAGAGUCCCUGCAACAUUCUGGCCAGAGGCUGUGGCAUGGACCAGUCACAUUUUAAACAGAAGUCCUACCUCAGCAAACUCUGGAAAAACACCACAUGAGCUCUGGUCAGGUAAACCUCCAGCUGUUGGUCAUUUUAAAGUGUUUGGAUGUGUAGCAUAUGUCCAUGUGAAUGAUCACCUGAGGAAGAAAUUGGAUGCCAAAAGUAUACAGUGCUACUUCCUAGGCUUAUCCACUGAGUCUAAGGCUUAUAAACUGUAUAAUCCUGUUACCAAAAAGAUAGUGAUCAGUAGGGACGUGGUCUUUGAUGAGACCAAGGGCUGGUCUUGGGAGUCUGAAACUGAACCUGUAUUGACCAAAGUGACUUGGGAAGGAAGUAAUGAGCCAUGGUAUGAAUCUGAUGAGGAGGAAGAAACUGCCACUACAGAAUCAACACCAUCAGUCACACCACCAGCAGACCCAUCAACAGAACCAACUACACCAAUUCCUUCUGCAGCAACUCAAGCACCUCAGGAUGAUGGGGAGGAAGAUGAGGAUAAUGAUCCUGAUGUGCUUGGCCUUCCCAGUGGAGGAUUAGGUCCCAGAGUGAGGAAACCACCCAGCCACUUGUCAAUUUAUGACUGCACUUACUUUGCAGGCUUAGACUACUGGGCUAUGGUAACUAUCAGUGAUGAUCCUACUACUUUUGAAGAAGCUGUGCAGAAUGAGAAGUGGAGAAAGGCAAUGCAGCAAGAAAUGAUCAGCAUUGAGAAAAAUGACACAUGGAUUCUGGUGACAUUACCUGCAGGGGUGACUCCAAUUGGAGUUAAGUGGAUUUUCAAGACUAAGUUGAAGGAGGAUGGAUCUCUGGACAAAUUCAAAGCAAGGCUAGUGGCAAAAGGGUAUGCACAGAAACAUGGUAUAGACUAUACUGAAGUCUUUGCUCCUGUGGCCAGGUGGGACACAAUCAGAACCCUUCUUGCACUAGCAGCAUAUCAUGGUUUUCCAGUAUAUCAACUCGAUGUAAAUAGUGCCUUUUUACAUGGUGAGCUGACUGAGGAAGUCUACAUCGAGCAGCCUCAAGGUUUUGAAGUCAAGGGUGAGGAACAGAAGGUUUAUAAACUCAAGAAAGCACUGUAUGGGUUGAAACAGGCUCCAAGAGCCUGGUACAGUAGGAUUGAGGCCUAUUUUCUCAAAUCUGGCUUUGAGAGAAGUGAUUAUGAGCAUACAUUGUUCAUAAAGAAGUCUGGAAAUGACCUCCUGUUGGUCAGUCUCUAUGUAGAUGAUCUUAUGUACACCAGCAGCAGCUCUGAGCUCAUAGAAGAAUUCAAGAAGUCCAUGCAAGAAGAAUUUGAAAUGACAGACCUAGGGAGGAUGAAGUACUUUCUGGGAGUGGAGGUGCAUCAAAGUAAAGCUGGAAUCUUUAUCAAUCAGCAGAAAUAUGUGAAGGAGGUAUUAGAGAAGUAUGGUCUGUCAGCUUGCAAUUUUGUGAAGAACCCUUCAGCCCCUGGAACUAAACUGUCUAAAGCAGGAGAUGGGGUUCAGGUAGAUGCUACUGAGUAUAAAAGUUUGAUUGGCAGCCUGCUUUAUAUGUGUGCUACUCGGCCAGAUAUCAUGUAUUCUGUGUGCUUGUUAAGUAGAUUCAUGGAGGCACCAACAAGACAGCAUAUGUUUGCAGCUAAAAGGGUCUUGAGGUACUUAAAGGGCACUAUAAGUCAUGGCAUUUGGUACAAGAAGAAGGAUGGAAAUGAUAAGUUGGUGGGGUACACUGAUAGUGAUUAUGCAGGUGACUUGGAUGAUCGAAAGUCAACCAGUGGCUAUGUGUUCUUCAUUGCUGGAGGGGCUAUUUCAUGGGCCUCGAAGAAACAGCCAGUAGUCACUUUAUCAACCACUGAAGCUGAGUUUGUGGCUGGAUCCUAUUGUGCAGCCCAAUGUGUCUGGUUGAGGAAGAUACUAGAACAGAUGGGUUGGAAGAGCAGUGUUGAUACUGCCACAAGAGUUCUGUGUGACAGCAGCUCUGCAAUCAAGCUGUCCAAGAACCCUGUACUUCACGGCAGGAGUAAACACAUCGACGUGCGCUUUCAUUUUCUGAGGAAUUUGGCUAAGGAAGAGGUGAUUGAGAUGGAACAUUGUCGAAGUCAUGAACAAGUUGCUGAUAUCAUGACAAAAUCCCUCCAACUGGAUGCGUUUCAAACACUAAGAUAUCAAUUGGGAGUCUGUGAUGAAAGAGAGUUCGAAGAAGCAGGAGCCAACAGUGGAGAAAAGGAGCACUAAGGUCUGUGAAGGGGGAUUCAGUUCAGGGGAGGAUAAUGUUGCUGAUGAAGUGAACUGAAUCCGAAUCCGCUCUGGAAAAGGAAAGCUGCACCAGUGUUUAAGUGUUGCUUAGUUAAACUGUGUCGUUUUGGUUUGUUUCUGUUUGGUACUUAAAGUUUGUCGAGGGUUAGUAGUGAUCAUUGUUGCUGAACUAGCCGUUGCAGCUGUUUGUUGCAGCAGGGUCGAGUAGUUAGGCAGGGAGCUAUUUUCCAGGGAUCAUGGGGAUAGGGUUGUUUGUCAAAGCCGAGUUUGAGGGCUGUAGUUGAGAGUCCUCUGUAUAUAUUUCAAUUCCAAUCAAUGAAUAAAGGCGUCAGUUUGCA
Molecule: messenger RNA, 4720 nt
Organism: Linum trigynum
Lineage: Eukaryota; Viridiplantae; Streptophyta; Magnoliopsida; Malpighiales; Linaceae
Source: the annotation of a GenBank genome assembly